This is a messenger RNA of Closterium sp. Naga37s-1, 4491 nucleotides long. Lineage: Eukaryota; Viridiplantae; Streptophyta; Zygnematophyceae; Desmidiales; Closteriaceae. The record is from the annotation of a GenBank genome assembly.
CUGCUUGGAACACGUUCUCCGGGCCGCCCUCGACUCCGUUUCGCCCCCGUCGGCCUGCUCCUUGUCGCCUCCUGCCUCGCGAUGGUGAUUGCUGGCGAGCCGUGGCCAUCGCCAUCGCGCGCUGCCGCUGUGUCAGCGGUGAGCGGAAGGUCCCCGCCUGCGUCUGCCUCGCGUGUUGCUGCGCUGAAGCCACCAGUCCCACCUGCCCCGAAGCCAUCUCCCUCUACCGCUGGGGUCUCUCCGCCUCCGAACCCACGCCUCGUGACGAGCCCAGCUCCACCGUCGCCUCUGCCCGGUCCGUCUGCCCCUGUUGUCGAGUCGGGCCCUCCGCUUCCCGUCGAGGCUCCUGCUCCUGCUGUUCCGUCGGCUGCCCCUGCGAGCACUGUCGCACCGCCUGCUGUUGCCGAUCCUACUGCUGCUCCACCUGUCCCGGGGGUCCCUGUCUCAAUGCCCGCCGUCGUUGACCCUAUUGCACCUGCCGCGGCUGUUGCUUCGUCGCCGACGGCGGAGUCUGCGGUGGCCAUACAGACGGCUGUCCAAGUAGCUCCCGAUCCUGCUCCGCCUGUCGCCGCCUCCCCUGCUCAACGUCCGCCGUCUCCAGGCCGCCGACAGUCUCGGCCCCAUUCCCUUGCGCCUCGUGACGAGCGCGCGGCGUCGCGGCGGCGCCACGAUUCCCCUCGGCGCCGUGGUUCUCAAGCGAACUGGCUCGCGGCUCGCGGCGGUCGUGGUGGGUGGCGGGGAGGGCGCGGUCGUGGUGGCGGCUGGGCAUAUGAACAGCCCGUGACGAUGGCGGAACUGCAGCGCACCGUUUCUGCUGCGGUGCGUGAGGAGCGGAACGGGCAGGCGAGCCUGGGCAACUUGCCGCGUGUCGCUCCAACCCCCGCGCCUUCUCCUCAUGUUGCGCUUCCUGUUCCUGCCGUUCCGCCUCCGCUGGCAGCUGCUCCGCCUCCCCCUGCUCCAUGGACGAUGGCGCUCACAUGUACGUUCGAAGCGCAAGGAUCGGGCGCUUCCCUCACAUGUACGUUCGACGCACCCGCUUUCGCCCGUCGCACUCCCUUCCGCGCGCCGGCACUCCCUUCCGCCCGUCGCACUCCCUUACGCCCAUCGCCCUCCCUCCCACCGUCGUCCUACCUUAUGCCCGUCGCCCUCCCUAGCGCCCGUCGCACUCCCUUCCGCCAUCGCCCUCCCUUCCGCCCGUCGCCAGUCGCCAUGCCUUCCGCCCUUCGCCCUCCCUUCCGCCCGUCGCCCUCUCUUCUGCCCGUCACCCUCCCUUCGUCUCGUCACCCUCCCUUUCUCCCAUUGCCCUCCCGACCACCCGUCGCCCUACCUUCCCCUCGUCGCGCUCCCUUCCGCCCGUUGCCCCCCUUUGUCACGCCGCGCUCCCUGCUGCUCAUCGCCCUCCCGCUCUUCCCCUCGCAAUCCCCGUAUCUCUCUCCCCUCAUCGCCCGUCACUGUCGCCAUCCCUCCCUUCUCCCUUCCCAACUCGUUUGGAUCAGUCACGCCCCCUUUCCAACCCGCACACACCCGUUCCUUCCCCCAAUGAUCACCAUUCACCACCACACUGCUUACCUCUCUCAUUCCCCACAUCAUUUCCGGGCUCCCCACCGUUCUUCGGAUAGCUCUCUCCCCGGCAUCUCCCCCACUCCCCUCGUCCUGCUUCCCCCCAUCCUCUUCCCUGUUUCCCCUGGGUUUCCCGCGCUGCUUCCCCCCAUCCCCUUCCCUGCUUCCCCACAUCCCCUUCCCUGCUUCCCCCCAUCCCCUUCCCUUCUUCCCCCAUCCCUUUACCUGCUUCCUCCUAUCUCCUUCCCUACCUCCUCCCAUCCCUUCCCUUCUUCCCCCCAUCCCUUUACCUGCUUCCCCCCAUCCCCUUCCUUGCUUCCCCCCAUCCCCUUCCCUGCUUCCCCCCAUCCCCUUCCCUGCUUCCCCCCGUCCCCUUCCAUGCUUCCCCAUGUCCAAUUCCCUUCUUCCCCCCAUCCCCUUCCCUGCUUCCCCCCGUCCCCUUCCAUGCUUCCCCAUGUCCAAUUCCCUUCUUCCCCCCAUCCCCUUCCCUUUUCCCCCCAAUCCCCUUCCCUGCUUCCCCAUGUUCCUUUCCCUGCUUCCCCCCAUCCCCUUCCCUUCUUCCCCCCAUAUCUUUACUUGCUUCCCCCCAUCUCCUUCCCUGCUUCCUCCCAUCCCUUCCCUUCUUCCCCCCAUCCCAUUACCUGCUUCCCCCCAUCCCCUUCCCUGCUUCCCCCCAUCCCCUUCCCUUCUUCCCCCCAUCCCCUUCCCUGCUUCCCCCCAUCCCCUUCCCUGCUUCCCCAUGUCCCCUUCCCUGCUUCCCCCCAUCCCCUUCCCUGCUUCCCCCCAUCCCCUUCCUUGCUUCCCCCCAUCCCCUUCCCUGCUUCCCCCCAUCCCCUUCCCUGCUUCCCCCCGUCCCCUUCCAUGCUUCCCCAUGUCCAAUUCCCUUCUUCCCCCCAUCCCCUUCCCUUCUUCCCCCCAUAUCUUUACUUGCUUCCCCCCAUCUCCUUCCCUGCUUCCUCCCAUCCCUUCCCUUCUUCCCCCCAUCCCAUUACCUGCUUCCCCCCAUCCCCUUCCCUGCUUCCCCCCAUCCCCUUCCCUUCUUCCCCCCAUCCCCUUCCCUGCUUCCCCCCAUUCCCUUCCCUGCUUCCCCAUGUCCCCUUCCCUGCUUCCCCCCAUCCCCUUCCCUACGUCCCAACAUCCCUUUCCCUGCUUCCCCCCAUCCCCUUCCCUGCUUCCCCCCAUCCCUUUCCCUGCUUUCCCCCAUCCCCUUCCCUGCUUUCCCAUGUCCCUUUCUCUGCUUCCCCCCAUCCCGUUCCCUUCUUUCCCCCAUCCUUUUACCUGCUUCCCCGUGUCCCCUUCCCUGCUUCCCCGUGUCACCUUCCCUGCUUCCCCGUGUCCCCUUCCCUGCUUCCCCCCAUCCCAUUCCCUUCUUUCCCAUGUCCCUUUCCCUGCUUCCCCCCAUCCCCUUCCCUGCUUUCCCAUGUCCCUUUCCUUGCUUCCCCCCAUCUCCUUCCCUGCUUCCUCCCAUCCCCUUCCCUUCUUCCCCCCAUCCCUUUACCUGCUUCCCCCCAUCCCCUUCCCUGCUUUUCCAUGUCCCUUUCCCUGCUUCCCCCCACCCCCUUCCCUUCUUCCCCCCAUCCCUUUACCUGCUUCCCUGUGUCCCCUUCCCUGCUUCCCCGUGUCCCUUUCCCUGCUUCCCCCCACCCCCUUCCCUGCUUCCCCAUUUCCCUUUCCCAGCUUCCCCCCAUCCCCUUCCCUGCCUUCCCCCAUCCCCUUCCCUGCUUCACCAUGUCCCUUUCCCUGCUUCCCCCCAUCCCCUUCCCUGCUUACCCAUGUCCCUUUCCCUGCUUCCCCCCAUCCCCUUCCCUUCUUCCCCCCAUCCCUUUCCCUGCUUCCCCCCAUCCCCUUCCCUUCUCCCCCCCAUCCCUUUCCCUCCUUCCCCCCAUCCCCUUCCCUGCUUCCCCCCAUCCCUUUCCUUGCUUCCCCCGAUUCCCUUCCCUGCUUCCCCAUGUCCCUUUCCCUGCUUCCCCCCAUCCCCUUCCCUGCGUCCCCCCAUACCUUUCCUUGCUUCCCCCAAUCCCCUUCCCUGCUUCCCCCCAUCCCCUUCCCUGCUUCCCCCUAUCCCCCCUGCUUGCCCCCAUCCCCUUCCCUGCUUCCCCUCAUCCCCUUCCCUUCUUCCCCCCAUCCCUUUACCUGCUUUCCGGUGUCCCCUUCCCUGCUUCCCCGUGUCCCCUUCCCUGCUUUCCCAUGUCCCUUUCCCUGCUUCCCCGUGUCCCCUUCCCUGCUUCCCCAGAAAAAGUGGGAGCGGGGGUGGGGGCAGUGGGGAGCUGCGAGGAGGACGAGGAGGAGCAGCCACGCCUAGCGCUGGCGGCUUCCAUGGAGGGGCAUACAGAGGAAGAGGGGGCCGAGGCGGGAAGGUGGGCAAGGUGGGGAGCAAGGUGGGGACAUGGGCCCAUGCAGGGCAGCAGGGACGACGCCUCUCGUGCGGCAGAGGGUCAGGAGCAACAAGGGGCGUGGGCAGGAGGGGCAGCGGACGAGGAGGUUGAGUUACCAGAGGAGCGUGUAGUGCGCAUUCCAGCCUGCCGUCGCAUUGCCAUUCGUUGCCCGGAUGGCACUCGGCUGGAGUGUCGUUUCCGGGCCCAGGCACUCUCUCCAUGUGCUGUCCCAAUCCUUCAAAACAACCUGCUUGCCACCCAUCCCACGCCUCUGCACAGUCCUUCCUGCCAUGCUCAUUCCCUUGCUCUCCCACUCACUCCCUUGUUCUCCCACGCCCCACUCCCCAGUCCCCCAGAUGCUGGGAAGCAGAUCUACGACUGGACCCGUCCCGAGGUGAACCCCUCGGCGCACCCCUCGGUGCACCGCCACGUCGGUCACGGAGCAUCAGCAGCCCAUGGCACACUUCGGCGGGUUAUGCGAGAUAAGGCGCGCAGCUGGCAGAGCUGCGAGGCAGCCUUCUCUCGAGACUGCCUUCAACCUCCCCUGCUGCCCUAG